AUGCCACCUAAGUCUACCUCAAAUGUUACUGUCCGCCGAAAGUCUCGGGUCAUUGCGGGAGCCCCUCGUCCAAUGAAUGGCUCUUCUUAUUCCGCCGAGGAGAUUGAGACGCUCACCCCGCAGCAAGUGGCCUGGGUGGAGGAAAACCCUGAUUUUUGGAGUGAAGCCGAGGAUGAUGAUUCCGGCCAAGAGGAAUAUGAAGAUGUUCCCCAGGAUGGGGAUGGCCGCUUCGUCGAGAAUUACCCUUCCGAAGACUCCAAGGUCGCGGUGUCAUCUUCCACCGCUGCUGGUCGUUCGGUGUCUUUGCCUGAGGAGUUGGCUGUUGUCCAUUCUGAUGGCAUGGAUGUUGACAGUAACGAGACUGUGAAGCAUCCUCGUCGUGAUGUUAGUUAUCGUGGACAAACGUAUCCUCGUGUGUCGGUCUUUGCGGCAGGCAGGGAUGUGGGUCCUCCCACUGAGGAUAGGAAUGCCUCUGUGGCUCCUCCUGCGGACUUUGCUCGUCCGAAUGUCGCCGAUUAUGGUCCAUUGCCGGCUCAGGUUUAUUUAACCGAUGUCACGAAGGCGAUGAAGGGCUGGAAUCGUGAAAUUGUUCCAAAUUUUAGCGGAACUGACAGCAAAGAAGUCCGUAAUUGGAUGAACAAGUUGUCAAUUGAAUUGGCGGUUCGUUUUGUCCACCCGGGUAUCUGGCAUCAAGUCGGUAUCCGUUGCCUCGUUGGGAAAGCUCGCGAGGACUACAACGAUGUUAUGCGUGCUGGCAGUGACCCUCGUAGUUGGAAUUCGUUUGCGGACUGGUUGAUCGACCUCAACCCCGAGAUGUCCAAUAAGGCCGCUGUCGCCGCUGAAUACGCGGCACUCCGCAUGAGGCCUAAUGAAACGGCUCAGAACUUUUACAAUCGUUUUCGUGAUUGGCAAGUCAAAGCGAACAUCUAUCAUUAUUCGCAUGAUCCGUGUACGGGUUUUGUCGAGAGAUUGGUUCCAGACUUACGCUUAAGGAUCGAGGAUCAUGUGGCGGCUGAGGCGACUCGUCAGACUCCAAUGGAUUUCCCUCGAAUCGCUACCUUCACCAUGGAUACUGAUUGUCGGGCUAAAAUGGCGGCGGUGGAGGCUUCGAAGCGGUUUUCGGGUUCUUGUGGUGGUUUUCCUGGUCCGUCGGGUUCGAAGAAGGAAGCCGAUUCUGGUGAUAGUUCGUCGGGGAAGAAGCGUUCGGAUGGGGCGGUUCGAAAUUGUUACAAUUGCGGCAAGCCGGGACACAUUAGCGCUAAGUGCCCUCACCCAAAGUCGGAUCGUCAACGUCAGUACGAGGCUUCUGCUGCUUCUGGAAAGACUAAGUCUUUAAAUGUCUAG
Puccinia graminis f. sp. tritici CRL 75-36-700-3 is the source of this 1344-nucleotide messenger RNA. RefSeq lists its product as uncharacterized. The transcript has a single exon. The coding region runs from base 1 to 1344 and encodes 447 amino acids. The record is from RefSeq and is a predicted model, not a curated record. Gene Ontology annotation, molecular function: nucleic acid binding; zinc ion binding. Lineage: Eukaryota; Fungi; Basidiomycota; Pucciniomycetes; Pucciniales; Pucciniaceae.